GUACGUAAAAGCUUCUUUCCACCACGCCCAAAGCAGAAGAGAAAAACUCGUUUAAAAAAAGUUGUUGAGGAUGGGGAACUAUCUGAUAGCAGUACGUCGUCGUCAUCAAAAAGUGUAGUGUCGAAUAGCUUGGAAUCAAACAAAUUCUAUGGGAAAACCAGAUCUACGGCUAAGAUAUCCGAUAGCGACAGCGGGAGUGAUAUUGUGAUAAAUGAAACCUCAGCAUGUCGAAAGCAGACGGACAAUAACGUUAACAUCAUGACUAGCAAUGAGAACGCACAUCAGGGAAUUUUGAAGAGAACAUCUCUGGCAAGUUCCAUUAUCAAAAACCAUAAGCGUAGAAAUUCAGAUGAGUCGCUAAACUAUGAAUCAGUUUGUUUUAAGAAACGGUGUGAUAGUGAAGUACUUUUACCAGAAGUAACUGAAAUUAAAAACAAGCAUUUACAGUUAGACGUUUUUAAAGAUUCUGGUUUUAGCUCUUCUUCAAGUCAGGAACGAACUCCUACAGAAGAAAAAUUUGUAUUUGAAGAAACGUUUUCACAGGAAACAAUCGAAUCCAAUCGAACAUCUCAACAUGCAAUUAAAAAAAUUGACUCUGCUGAAGCACCUCCAUUUUCAAAUUCAAAGCUCAGUUUUCGCUGCUCGACAUUAUCUCAGGUAUCAUGUGAAUCGACUGGUUCAGCGUUGUAUGACAAUCCGUAUUAUAAUAAGCAAAAUGUUCUGCAUGAACCACAGUCAUCAGAUUACAGUGCAAUUUAUGCAAAAUCUGAACAUAAUCUGGGGUUAUGUAUGUUCUGCCUAUCGGAACCAAAAAAUAGCGUGUUUGUUCAUAGCAAUUUUGUACAUCUUUGUUGCUGUUAUAAAUGUGCCAUGAAAAUAUGGAGACAACGCAAAUCCUGUCCGAUAUGCAAUUGUAAAGUUAAAAAUGUAAUGAAAUUAUUUGUUCAUUGAUACGCUUUACCACACAUGUGCCACUUUCCAAACAACGCAAUUACAUAUAGAGAUUGCUAAAGUAUGAUUGUGUCAGUGAUUUGUUUUCAUCGGGAAAAUUUUUCGCUAUGAAGUUUUUUUUCCCGAUGAAAACAUUUUUGCGUAUACGUAUACGUGACGUAGUGUGCGUACGAUAAACGUCAGCAAUCUCUAUUAGGUUUUGCACCGUCGGGGUUAACCUCAAUCUGAUGACAGUUUAGUGGUACUGUUUACGUGGACUUAGUCGAUUUUUUCUUGGGUGGAUUUUCUCGAUAAUUUUUCAGACUGCAGUGAGAUGUAAACCACAUUUCUGCAAUGUUCACGAGCAAAAUCCUUGCAACGCGCUGUUCCUUAACAAUUUUCAAGUUAAAAUUCGGAAAUUUUAGAAUUUUUUUUUUUUGAAAAAACAACUAAGUGCUUGUAAACAGUACCACUGAACUGUCAAAAAGGUUCAGCCGAUUAACAUUGAGUUCAUUUGUGACG
Molecule: messenger RNA, 1452 nt
Organism: Ochlerotatus camptorhynchus
Lineage: Eukaryota; Metazoa; Arthropoda; Insecta; Diptera; Culicidae
Product: E3 ubiquitin-protein ligase Mdm2-like
Exons: 1
Biological process (GO): protein ubiquitination; negative regulation of apoptotic process; cell cycle
Molecular function (GO): ubiquitin protein ligase activity
Source: RefSeq, a predicted model, not a curated record